AUGCAGCACCCAUGCCUGGAAGAUCAUUGGGUGACUAUACUAGGCCAGUCUAUAAUCAAGGACUGUCAAGUGUAUACCUCCACCCAUAGUAGCAAACAACUUCGAAUUGAAGCAAGGCUUGCUUCAAAUUAUCCAAACAACUGCAUUUUUAGAGGGAAGGUGAACGAAGAUUCUAAUACUCACUUGAUGGAGUUUGAAGAAAUCAUGAACACCUUCCAAUACAAUGGAGUAUCAAAGGAUGCAGUCUACUUUAGGGAAUUCCCCUUUUCAUUGAAAGAUGACGCGAACCAACAACUUCGUAGCUUACACACAGGUACGAUCAAGACGUGGGAAGAUAUGACCAAGAAGAUUCUUGACAAGUACUUCUCAGCUGCAAAAACAGGGAAGCUCAGAAAGGAAAUCCACAAUUUCUAUCAGAAGACAAAAAACGGUUUCCGAAGUUUGGGAAAGAUUCAAGGAGAUAGUCAGAAAUGGCCGGCUGAGAGUAAUGAUAGAAGAAAAUCAAUUGGGAUUCGCCAGGUGGACUCUAACACAUCCAUGCAAGCCCAGCUAGACACCAUGGCCAAAGAGAUAAGAAAGCUGACAUUAGCCAAGGUACAGAGUGAGCCGCAAACAGCAUGUGACUUUUGUGGAUUAAGAUACCCUACACAUGGGUGUCAAGCAUCAGCUGAGGAAGUCAACGCUGUGGGGAAUUUAAUAGAGGAAACUACCAAGGUGGGAACAACUAUAAUGCUAUGGGUCAAAGACAUCCAGCAAAAUAAUCUCAGACCCCAGGGUCAAGGACCACCAGGUUUUCAAAACCAGCAGAGGCAGCAAUACCAGCCACAACAGUCAAAUCAGUCUAAUAUGGAAGAUCUCAUGAAGAUUGCAAAUUUGUUAUCUGAGAGGGCUCCCGGGUCUUUACCCUCUGACAUUGAAAAGAACCCAAAGGAAACAAUCAAAGUUGUAUCUCUAAGAAGUGGCAAAACAUUGGCUGACCCAAUGGUGAAAGCAAGACCCGAGGUGGUGAACAAGCAGGCCGAGACACUGGAAGAGAAAAAUAGUGAAGAGCAGAAAGGCCAGAGUAGUGGGUUACAAAAGGAGAUUGAAGAAAGUAGACAUAUGCCAGCUCUACCAUUCCCUCAAGCAACUUUAUAUGAACAUUCCGUUCACAGAGGUACUCACUCAGAUGCCUGCUUAUGCAAAGUUCUUGAAGAAAUCCUAUCUAGCAAGAGAAAAUUAGAGGAGACAACAGUGGUCAAGCUGAAUGCCCACUGCAGUGCCAUAUUGCAAAAUAAAAUUCCCCAAAAGUGUAGGGACCGAAGAAGCUUCCCCAUACCAUGCUCAUUGGGGAAUGAGAAAUUCGACAAGGCCCUUUGUGAUUCUGGUGUGUCUAUAAAUGUAAUGCCUUUAUCUGUAUUCAGGAAACUAGAAGGUGAGCUUGGAGUGAUCAAAUCAAUACCAUCUAGCAUAGUAAAGGAUGAAGAUCCUGAAAUAAAGAAAGAGGCUGAAGCUCUUGAAACUAAGGAUCAAGUGGUUGAUAAGGAGGAACUAAAAGAGGAGGCUUCUAAGCCUAAUGUGGAAUUGAAAGUCCUCUCCACUUACUUGAAAUAUGCUUUUCUUGAAACUAACAAUUUUCCUGUGAUUAUUUCUGCUUACUUGACAGGUACACAAGAUCAAAAGCUGGUGGAGCUGCUGAAAAAGCACAGAAGGCCAUUAGCUGGAAUAUAA
Molecule: messenger RNA, 1710 nt
Organism: Nicotiana attenuata
Lineage: Eukaryota; Viridiplantae; Streptophyta; Magnoliopsida; Solanales; Solanaceae
Exons: 5
Coding region: 1-1710 (569 amino acids)
Source: RefSeq, a predicted model, not a curated record